Molecule: messenger RNA, 2601 nt
Organism: Cuscuta epithymum
Lineage: Eukaryota; Viridiplantae; Streptophyta; Magnoliopsida; Solanales; Convolvulaceae
Source: the annotation of a GenBank genome assembly
CUAAAACAUAAAAUUUCACUAUAACUUUUUUAAAUAUUACUACCUUGUGAUAUGACAAUAUCAUUGUGACACUAAUAAGGAUAAAAUCUCAUUCCAGUUCAAGGAUAUCUUUAGAAUAUCCUGGUCUGGACAUAGAAUAUCCUAUGAUACGCUAGGAAGCUUUGCAAAUAAAGCAAUCUUUAAAUGCUUAUACAUAUGUAUUCAAUUACAAAUUUUUUCUUGGAAGUCCGGGCUCCUUCGAGCCUCCCGCCCUCCCCUGUCUCCACCUGCAUGCAUGGGACUAUGGGAGGUAGCUAAUUAAAUUGAAUUGGAUUUUUGGAUGCACCUUAAUCCACUGGCAAGUUGAGAUCGAGUAGUGGAAACUGCCAUCUUAUCUUUGCAGUUAAUAUUUGGUUGGCGGUUGGCCACUUGAUUAUUUGAAAACAAAUUCUGUGACACUGAUUUUGCCGCAUCUGGUAUGCAUGCGCAAAUUAUUCUCACACUUUAAAUGGUGUGGUUUUAUGUUCAUCUUUUCUUUCCUUUUCUUAUAAUAUUUUCAUCUCUUUCUAUAUUUUGCCAUUCUUUCCUCUUUUUCUCGCUCUCUAUCAAAAUACUAAAAAAUUAAAUUAAAUGUAAUUGUAUUUUUCUUCAUCUUCAACUUAAAUCACAAUUGAAUCUACUUUUUUUAUUCUUUAUCUAAUCUAAAAAAAUAAGUAUCGUUGCAUUUAAUAUUCAUAUGACAUUUCUUUUCUAUAAUACUUCUUUUUAUAUUCAUAAACUGUAUCUAUAAUAUAUUUUUUCAUAUUAAUACACCUUUUUAUGUAAUGCCAAACAACUUGUAGUUCGAUAACAUCACUUUGACACCCUGAAUGAGAAGGUCACAAGGUCACAAGGUCACAAGUUAAUUAACUCAAUUUAAGAAUGUUGGCAUUUAACAAAUAAAAGCAAAUACUAUGAUAGAAAUGCGACCACAUAAAAACACUUUUUAUGUAAUAUGUAUUGAUAUCUUAGUGGGGUUUUAAGGCAUUUUUAUGUAUUUUAUUGACACUUUAUCUGUGCAAAUCGUAAAGUAAAUGACACCAGUGUUCUGUGCAGACAAGAAGAAGUUUUCUAGCAGGAGUUUUGAAUCCGAUAGUCGUAUCUGUGCAGGAUUGACCAGUAUAGCAGUACCUAUAAAUGGAUUCACAAGACAAUGUUAAUAAUGUUAACAUUUCAUUUGCUGGUGCCAAAGAACCUGCCAAUUAUGUGAUGCCACCCCAUAAUUUGAACCAAUUCAGUCCAUUGAACAUCCCCAUGCAACCUAUAUAUCACUUUGAUCCAAGUAAUGGAUCAUAUGCUGUUCAUAUGGAUCAAAACAACAUGCCCAGAUUCUCUUUCCAAAAUAUGAUGAAUGCUCCUCUUAGUACUCGGAAUGGCGAGUCAUCGAAUGCAGCAAAAAAGAGGGCAAAAGGCAUUCAAGAUACUGAGGCCUCUCAACUUGCAAUACUUAAGCAGGACUGGACAACCGAAGAGGAGGUUGCAUUGACAGAGGCCUGGUUGUAUAUAUCUACAGAUGCUGAUGUGGGAACCAAUCAAAGGAGUACAGCUAUGUGGAAUCGUAUAUUAGAUGUCUGGAAGGAGAAAAUGGGGCCGGGGCACUCAAAAAAAAGAAAUAACAAUGCCUUACAGUGUCAUUGGCACCAGAUCCGAGGUGCAGUUUCAAAGUUUGUGGCAAAAUACGAGCAACUAGAAAGACAUCCAAAAAGUGGUUCAAACUCAGAGGAUUUGCUAAGGAAGGCAUUGGAGUUGUACAAAGAUUUUUAUGGGACUCAUUUCAAAUUUCUUCAUUGUUGGACACUCUUGGCCAAGAACUCAAAAUGGUGUUCAGAGAAUCUUACUAAGACAGGGGCACAAUCCAAAGGUAAAUCUGAUAAAACUAAAGCACCGUUGGUAGAUGACUCUUCGACUCCUAUCGGUGAAGAUCAACCUCCACCCGAUGCCAUCAACUCUGAAAGUGUUGUGCGCCCACAAGGAAGGAAAGCAUGUAAAGAAAAAAAGCGAAAGCUAGCAACGUCGUCGAUGCAUUGAAUAAGCUGCAAAGUACUCUAGACAAACAAGUCACUUUCAAUAUCACAACCAUGGAGUUGAGAAAUGAGAAGGACGAAAAAGAAUUUCAGUUGAAAGAGCAAGUGAUGAAAAAAGAGAUAGAACUGAAGGAGAAUGAUCAAAAGUUGAAGGAGAAAGCUCAGAAGUCCAGGGCCGAAGACCGUGCAAUGAAGUUAACACAACAGAGGAGACAAGAUCAGAAGUGCAUUCUGAACCAAGAUCUAAGCAAGUUAUCGGAAUCAGUUCGAACCUCUUAUGAAAUCAUGCAAGCUGAGAUUUUGAAAGAAUGGAAAAGAGAUAGUGUCUUCUAGCUAAACAUAUGUAUUAAGUGCUUUUUAAGUUAGUUUAUCACGUUGGUACUUUGUCAUUCCCUUAGUAGGUGUAUGCUUCUUUACUGUCCUCUUGAGUACAUUUUAAUUAUUGAUUUUUUCUAUUCCAUGUUUGGAAUAGAAAGAGUUUAGUUUUAAAGGCCUUUUGAACCUUUGCAUAUUGCAUUAUCUAUAAAAAUUAGUUUUUAGAGAAUAUGUUGGUUUCAUG